GCACACCCGAAGUAUACUUUUGCCUUUAGGAUGGCAUUUGGAACAGGGCCUGUAGCAGGGACGCGUUACGGAAGUGACGAUAAAAACAACGGAACGGGACGGAUCAGAAAAUCUCUACAUGACGAAAACAUCUGCAUUACAUACCGCAGAGAAUACAAAUAACUUCACGGGCAAAGUUCUUAUUCGGCAGUCACAGAGUGUUUUUUGACAUGAGGAGAAUCGCUGUUAAAAAACUUAGCGUUUUUUGUCUCUGCGCGUUUGUGUUUCUUUUUAUAAUCAUAACAUUUCAGGAUGUUGAGCAGUUAGGGCAGUUUGAGCAGACUGCACACAGGAGGCAGUUAACACACAUACGGACUGAAGUGACGAUACCCAGUGGGUGGUCAGCGGUCAAGUACCCUGUCAUUGUGUGGUGGUCUCCAUUGACUGGAGAACUGGGUCGGACUGCAGAGUGCGGCCAUAACAGAUGUUUCUUUACUGUUAACAAGUCUUAUCAUUCACAUCCAUUGACACAGGCUUUCCUCUUUUAUGGUACAGAUUUCAGCAUUGAAAGUCUUCCUCUUCCGAGAAGCAAGCACCACCAGUGGGCGCUGUUUCACGAGGAAUCACCCAAGAACAACUAUAAGCUCUUUCAUGAGAUGCUCAUCAGCCUGUUCAACCACACGGCCACCUUCAGUCAGCACUCUCACCUGCCCCUCACCACACAACACCUGGAGAGCAUCAGUGCUCUCACCACGCAAACACACCUGCUGCCUCUGGCCUACAAAAACCACCUGAGGAAAACCCUCGCGCCCGUGGUGUACGUCCAGUCAGACUGCGAUCCGCCAUCUGAUAGAGAUGUUUACGUUCAAGAGCUGAUGAAGCACAUUCAGGUAGACUCAUACGGAGAGUGUCUUCAUAAUAAAGAGCUGCCGCCCCACCUGAAAGACUCCACUGCAAUGGACCAUCCGGAUUUCUAUCAGAUACUCGCUCAGUACAAGUUCAUUCUGGCUUUUGAGAAUGCCAUCUGUGAUGACUAUAUCACAGAAAAACUGUGGCGACCACUCAAACUCGGUGUUGUGCCGGUGUACUAUGGAGCUCCUAACGUUCGCAUGUGGUUGCCAAAUAACAAGAGCGCAAUCGUGGUGAACCCCAGUGAAGCGCCAGAGAGACUGGCUCAGUAUUUAAAGAGGUUAGACAGGAAUGACUGGGAAUAUCUCAAAUAUCUGGAGUGGAAACACAAGCAAGAGGUCUCUAAUGUGAAUCUGGUAAAGGAACUGAAGGAACGUCGUUGGGGAGUUCAGGAUCUCACUCAAGAUAACUUCAUCGAUGUCUUUGAGUGUAUGGUGUGUAACAGAGUCUGGGAAAAUAUCUACAGACAGGACCAGAAUCUCCCAUCCAAAGUGUGGCGAGCUGAAGAGAGUCAUCUCAAGUGUCCAUCUCCAAAGCUGUUUGACUUUACUGUAAACACCUCAAACAGCUCAUCUCUACGGCACAUCUGGAGAGCCAGUUUUGAGCAGUCCAGGAGAGAAGCCCGAGCUCUCAGACUCAUGAUUCAGAGGAACACAAACUUCACUGUGGCACAGUUCUGGAGAGAGGUCUUCAAUGACUGAUAUACAGCAGAAGACUGAGAAGACUGACAGUAGGUUCAGAUGUGUAAUAAUUGUGUGGAUUUUUAGUAAUGAAAAUGUUUAUGGGCUGCAUUUCAAGAGGAGAUUCCAGCAGUGCCAACUUCCUCUCAGAAACAGAACAUCAGUGUAAUACAUUUCAUGGGGCUAUUUUCAGAUUAUGUGGAGACUGAUUUCAUGUACAGCUGUGCUCAAAAGUUUGCAUACCCUGGCAGAAAUUGUGAAAUUUUGUCAUUGAUUUUGAAAAUAUGACUGAUCAUGCAAAAAAACUGUCUUUUAUUUAAGGAUAGUGAUCAUAAGAAGCCAUUUAUUAUCACAUAGUUGUUUGGCUCCUUUUUAAAUCAUAAUGAUAACUGAAAUCACCCAAAUGGCCCUGAUCAAAAGUUUACAUACCCUUGAAUGUUUGGCCUUGUUACAGAAACACAAGGUGACACACACAGGUUUAAAUGGCAAUUAAAGGUUAAUUUCCCACACCUGUGGCUUUUUAAAUUGCAAUUAGUGUCUGUGUAUAAAUAGUCAAUGAGUUUGUUAGCUCUCACGUGGAUGCACUGAGCAGGCUAGAUACUGAGCCAUGGGGAGCAGAAAAGAACUGUCAAAAGACCUGCGUAACAAGGUAAUGGAACUUUAUAAAGAUGGAAAAGGAUAUAAGAAGAAGCCUUGAAAAUGGCAGUCAGUACUGUUCAAUCACUUAUUAAGAAGUGGAAAAUUCGGGGAUCUCUUGAUACCAAGCCAAGGUCAGGUAGACCAAGAAAGAUUUCAGCCACAACUGCCAGAAGAAUUGUUCAGGAUACAAAGAAAAACCCACAGGUAACCUCAGGAGAAAUACAGGCUGCUCUGGAAAAAGACGGUGUGGUUGUUUCAAAGAGCACAAUACGACGAUACUUGAACAAAAAUGAGCUGCAUGGUCGAGUUGCCAGAAAGAAGCCAAUGCCACAAAAAAGCCCGGUUACAAUAUGCCCAACAACACCUUGACACGCCUCACAGCUUCUGGCACACUGUAAUUUGGAGUGAUGAGACCAAAAUAGAGCUUUAUGAUCACAACCAUAAGCGCUAUGUUUGGAGAGGGAUCAACAAGUAUUGUGCUCCUUGAAACAACCACACCGUCUUUUUCCACUUUCUACUGUGAACAGGCUUCUCUCAAAGCACUCGAGAACGUGCAACGGACAUCAAGAUUUUCACUGAAAAUGACAAUAAGUUCUAGUUGUUCCUCAACGAAACUGUUGUAUGUCUUCAGAAGACGUGGAAUAUGACCCACAAGCCACAUGGUCUACUUUUAUGAUACAUUUGGGUGGUUGUUUAAGCUUUAAGUUGAGGUGCUAUCCAUUGCCAUUGCAUUGAAAAGACAGACCGCGAUAUUCAUUAAAACAUCUCAUUUUGUGUCAUGCAGGUGUGGAACAACAUGAGGGCUAGUAAAUUAUGACAGUUUUUAUUUUGGAUGAAGCAGCUUGCUUGUGCUGAUACUAGAGUAUUUCUCAAACAGGCUGUUGUUUGAAUAAGGCAUUUUGAUCAAGCAAACUUCGCCAGAACGUUGUAUUUUAUCUAGAUUAUAAAACCGAAAAUAAAUGUAUUGGGAAAAGA
Myxocyprinus asiaticus (Chinese sucker) is the source of this 3182-nucleotide messenger RNA. RefSeq names its product fucosyltransferase 10 (gene pofut3). The record is from RefSeq and is a predicted model, not a curated record. The transcript has 4 exons. Gene Ontology annotation, molecular function: alpha-(1->3)-fucosyltransferase activity. Bases 210 to 1589 code for a protein of 459 amino acids. NCBI's taxonomy places the organism in Eukaryota, Metazoa, Chordata, Actinopteri, Cypriniformes, Catostomidae. Gene Ontology annotation, cellular component: Golgi membrane.